CUGCAGCCGGGCAGACAGAAAGCCUGCAGCCCGGCCUGCGCUGCGGUCCCCCGGAGGGAGCGCCGUUCUUCGCCCCUGCGCAACCGCAACCCGGACGUCGUCGGCAUGGAGUUGACAGAGGCUUUUCUCAAAUACCAGCUGCUCUGGCCACACAUGCAUUACUUCUUCGCCACUUUGUGUCUCGUUGCCUUCGUGUACAAAUUCACCGCCGUCCUCCUCAGACGGAAGGCUGUCCUGCGGAGCCUUGAAGCCUUUCCAGGACCGCCGGGACACUUUCUGUUUGGAAAUGUUUUGGAGUUUAAACAAGAUGGAACUGAUUUCUUCAAGGGGCUAAAGUGGGGGGAGCAGUAUCCCUAUGCUUUCCCUCUGUGGUUCGGCCCAAGUAUUUGUAUUCUCAACAUUCACCACCCUGAUUACGUAAAGACCUUACUGACAUCAACAGAGCCAAAGGAUGACUUUGCAUAUAAAUUUAUUGAGUCUUGGAUUGGAAAUGGCUUAUUGGUGUCAAAAGGUCAGAAAUGGUUUCGCCACCGAAGGCUCCUGACUCCAGGUUUCCAUUAUGAUGUUUUAAAACCGUAUGUGAAACUGAUGUCAGAGUCUGCCAAAACAAUGCUGGACAAAUGGGAAAGGUAUGCAACCACCGAAGAGACCUUUGAAGUGUUUGAGCACGUCAGCCUUAUGACACUUGAUAGCAUCCUGAAGUGUGCCUUCAGCUGCAACAGCAACUGUCAGACAGAGGGGGGAAGAAAUGCCUACAUCAAAGCGGUGUAUGAGCUCAGCUAUCUUAUUAACUUCCGGGUGAGGACGUUUCCAUACCACAGCGACCUCAUUUUCCACCUCAGCCCACAUGGUUUCAGAUACAGGAGAGCAUGCAAAGUGGCUCACAGUCAUACAGACGAGGUUAUCAAAAAGAGGAAAGAAGCACUAAAGGAAGAAACGGAGCUAGGCCGCAUACAGACCAAGAGGUACUUGGAUUUUCUGGACAUUCUUCUCUUUGCACGGGAUGAAAAGCAGCAGGGCCUGUCGGAUGAGGAUUUGCGAGCAGAAGUGGACACCUUCAUGUUCGAGGGGCACGACACCACAGCCAGCGGCCUCUCGUUCAUCUUCUACUGCUUGGCCUGCCACCCAGAGCACCAGAAGCUCUGCAGGGAUGAAGUUUGUCAAGCUUUGGAAGGCAAAGACACCAUCGAGUGGGAGGAUCUCCACAAAAUUCCAUACACGACGAUGUGCAUCAAAGAGUCGCUUCGUCUUUACCCGCCCGUGCCAGGAAUAUCCAGGCAGAUCACCAAACCCAUGACCUUCUUCGAUGGAAGAACAUUGCCCGCAGGCUCUCAUGUUGGAGUGAGCGUGUUUGCAACUCACAGAAACUCAACUGUCUGGGAGGACCCUAACGCCUUUGACCCACUGCGUUUCCUCCCAGAAAACGUCUCUAAGAGGUCGCCUCAUGCAUAUGUGCCUUUCUCCGCCGGACCAAGAAACUGCAUCGGCCAGACGUUUGCUAUGAAUGAGAUGAAGGUGGUGACGGCCCUCACGCUAAAGCGGUACCAGCUAAUGGAGGACCCCGAAAUUAAACCCAAAAUGGUUCCCAGGUUGGUUCUCCGCUCACUUAAUGGGAUCCAUGUCAAGAUUAAACCCGUGGAACCAGAUCUGUGAUGGAGAAAAAAGGUGUUAAAGUUAAAGGGAAACAAAUCCUGGCAUGGUGAUAACUCAGGUAGAUUAAAGUCUAGAUUUUUACACUAAUGCAUCCUAAUGAUGAAAUUUGUUGUGUUUUGUACCUCUUUUAGAACUUGAAAUGUAUAAACUUAUAACCAUAAAUGCAUUCUUCCGAGGGAUAUUUGCACUGUCUAUAUGAAAAUGUGACUAAAAACAUGUUGUGAUUGUAUCCAUUUUAUUUACAUGCUGUUUUUAAAUUAACACAGUCGAAAUCUGCAGCUAGAAAUGUAAGUUGUGUUUCUGUUGUUGGGACAAAAAUAAACUUUUUCGGAUGAAAAUAA
Molecule: messenger RNA, 1994 nt
Organism: Fundulus heteroclitus (mummichog)
Lineage: Eukaryota; Metazoa; Chordata; Actinopteri; Cyprinodontiformes; Fundulidae
Product: cytochrome P450 4B1-like
Exons: 12
Coding region: 106-1653 (515 amino acids)
Molecular function (GO): monooxygenase activity; heme binding; iron ion binding
Source: RefSeq, a predicted model, not a curated record